This is a messenger RNA of Schistosoma turkestanicum, 1729 nucleotides long. Lineage: Eukaryota; Metazoa; Platyhelminthes; Trematoda; Strigeidida; Schistosomatidae. The record is from the annotation of a GenBank genome assembly.
GCAUUGAAUGACCUAGCGCGCGUGAAUUAACGUUGUUUUCGCAAACGGUGAUUUAAGUUUAAUCAUUUUGCUUGAAGAAUAAUCUAACAUGCCUCUUCCACCAGCCCUUCUUGCUCGACUUCAAAAACGUGGUAUUGUUUCCGCUGAUCCACAAGAGGAAGCUGUGGAGGAAGUUUUUGCAGAGAAUUAUGAUGAAGAAAGUGAACCAGUAUUGCCAGUAUCUUUUGAUCAACCGUUUAACGUUAAGAAAUGUUACACAGUCAGUCCUGUUCCUAUCAUUGAGAAUGGAGUUUUAAUUCAUGAAUGUGCUGAAUGCCCUAAUCAAACUAACCCAUAUCAUAUAUGUUCACCGUACUGUUAUGAACGGUACGGACGAAGAAAGUUCAACACUGAUCUAACAAAUAUUCGUCUCAAAAGCAGAAUGCUGCGUCGUUAUCCACUUCCAAGCCAUUGGAUUGAAGUUGGUGAUCCAGUGACUGGAAGAUUUUAUUACUGGAACACUAAAACAGAUGAUGUAUGCUGGUUGUCUCCAUUACAUCCACGUGCUAAGAUCAGUCAGCCUGGUAGUAUUGUUCGAGCGAAUACGUUGCGUGAACGUGACGCAGCUAGGGCUGCAGCUGAAGCUGCCACUGCCGCAGUUUUCGCCGCAGAACGAAAAGAUUCACGGCGUAGAUCUAGUGAUUCUGAAAGUAAUCGAUCAAGUAGCGGAAGUGAAGAUAAUGAUUCUGAUCAACUAGAAGAAUCCAAACGAUCUAGACGUGAACUAUCUAAAUCUCCUGAACAUGAUACAAAUAGAGUAUUAUUGUUUAAACAACGAAAUAAUUCAUCUCGUUGGCAAGAUGCCGAGUUAGAAAAUACUCACCAACGGAAUAUAUCUAAUGAAUAUAAUGAAUUCAUUCAAUCAACUAAUGAACAUGAAAUUGUAACACAAAAAUUAUCUGAUAUGGCUAAUAAUUUGAACGACUAUAAUCAAUUAGAGAAUGAAGAUGAAGAAUCACCCGAUGGAAUUCCUUUAUCUGACGUCUAUUAUAACAACAACAACAAUAACAACAUUCAUAAUCAGAGUGCUGAAGAAAUGGAUUCUGACUUGAAAAACCCCACGAAUGAGCAUCGACCACCACCACCACCACCACCACCACCACCACCACCACCACCACCACCACCACCAUUACCAAUUAAUCUCAUGUAUCCUCCUCCUCCGACCCAAUGGAUUCAACUACCUAGACCGCCUUUAUUAUUUUCACCACAAGUGAAUAAUCACUCGGAUGAUCGCACUCGUGUUACUACUACUACUACUACUACUACUGCAUCCAGUUGGGAUCGACUAGCAGAUACAUCUGAUAAUAAUAAUAAUAGUAAUAAUAAUCGUUUUAGAUAUAGGGAUAGAGAUAGAAAACGUCGUGCAGCAACUCUUGGACCUUUAGACCCAAUGGACCCAGCGUCUUAUGGUGAUAUACCACGUGGAACAUGGAGUUCAGGUUUAGAAGGAGUUACUGGAGCACCAUCGGCUAAGACAGGUGUCGACAGUACUGCAUCUGGACCAUUAUUUCAACAACGUCCAUACCCUAAUCCUGGUGAUGUUUUACGCGCUAAUGCUGCAGCUAAAGUUCAUGAAGAGGAAAAACAAGAUCAAUCUAGCAAUUGAAGUUUUUACUUCCAAAGUUAUUUUGUACAUUCAUUACUUUGUUUUUCUUCUUCAAUAAAAAUAUACAAUAAUAAAAAGCACCAA